AUGAGUGAGCUCACCGCCAUACUGACAGUAUUAGGCAGCGUCACUCGUCCCAUGAGUGAACUCACCGCCAUAGUGACAGUAUUAGGCAGCGUCACUCGUCCCAUGAGUGAGCUCACCGCCAUAGUGACAGUAUUAGGCAGCGUCACUCGUCCCAUGAGUGAACUCACCGCCAUAGUGACAGUAUUAGGCAGCGUCACUCGUCCCAUGAGUGAACUCACCGCCAUAGUGACAGUAUUAGGCAGCGUCACUCGUCCCAUGAGUGAGCUCACCGCCAUACUGACAGUAUUAGGCAGCGUCACUCGUCCCAUGAGUGAACUCACCGCCAUAGUGACAGUAUUAGGCAGCGUCACUCGUCCCAUGAGUGAGCUCACCGCCAUAGUGACAGUAUUAGGCAGCGUCACUCGUCUCAUGAGUGAACUCACCGCCAUAGUGACAGUAUUAGGCAGCGUCACUUGUCCCAUGAGUGAGCUCACCGCCAUAGUGACAGUAUUAGGCAGCGUCACUCAUCCCAUGAGUGAGCUCACCGCCAUAGUGACAGUAUUAGGCAGCGUCACUCGUCCCAUGAGUGAACUCACCGCCAUAGUGACAGUAUUAGGCAGCGUCACUCGUCCCAUGAGUGAACUCACCGCCAUAGUGACAGUAUUAGGCAGCGUCACUCGUCCCAUGAGUGAGCUCACCGCCAUAGUGACAGUAUUAGGCAGCGUCACUCGUCCCAUGAGUGAACUCACCGCCAUAGUGACAGUAUUAGGCAGCGUCACUUGUCCCAUGAGUGAGCUCACCGCCAUAGUGACAGUAUUAGGCAGCGUCACUCGUCCCAUGAGUGAGCUCACCGCCAUAGUGACAGUAUUAGGCAGCGUCACUCGUCCCAUGAGUGAACUCACCGCCAUAGUGACAGUAUUAGACAGCGUCACUCGUCCCAUGAGUGAGCUCACCGCCAUAGUGACAGUAUUAGGCAGCGUCACUCGUCCCAUGAGUGAGCUCACCGCCAUAGUGACAGUAUUAGGCAGCGUCACUCGUCCCAUCGAAAUAUACAGUAAACAUUUCCUCUUUGUUUCAAAAUAG
Molecule: messenger RNA, 1062 nt
Organism: Procambarus clarkii (red swamp crayfish)
Lineage: Eukaryota; Metazoa; Arthropoda; Malacostraca; Decapoda; Cambaridae
Source: RefSeq, a predicted model, not a curated record